CGGAACGCAAAUCUUCAUGUCGCCACUUUGAGGUACUUAUAACAGCAGGAUCGAUCAUGAUCAUGGACGAGGACGUCCCUAAGACCGAAGUAUGGGGAACUACAAAGCCAUAAAAUCGAAAGUUGUAGUCACAGACAGAGGCAUUUUUGAGUGUGAAGUACUAGAAGUGGUUGUCGCCCAUUAUGAGGCUUAAGUUUACGCAUGGGUUCGGUUUGAGAACCAGGGCACACCAUUUCCUGUGCCUCGUUUUUUUAUUCCAAACCAAGUUUUUUUGUGGUCCUUAUGCUGUGAAGCUGAAGGUUCAGUUUUCAAUUUCCGCGACGUUGCUGCAGAAUGGCGAUCAGGACGCAGCUCAGGAGCCUGCUGGUGCCAACCUCCGAUCCGGCGAAGUUCUGCAGGCGGCUUCACGUUGGGUGUCAGAAAAUGCCUCACCCACGGCCUCAUCGUCCGCUCAACGGGAGGACCCCCGAACCACUACAGCUGCUCCAGAUCGACCCGACCUGAUCAUUCUCUCACCUCUCAGUGGUGACGAAAUAGCGCGGCUACCUUUCGAGCAGUGGGCAAAUCUCUCGAGUUCAUCUGGAGAGGAUGAAGACAACGAGUUUAUUGAAUACGAAAGCGAUACGAGUGCAGAAACAGAAGAUGAAGAGGACAUCGACGGAGUCGCCUCCCCAAGCUCCAGGAGCUACGGAUCCCGUACUAGUGAGAUAGAAUGGCUUCGCCUUAAAAUCGCGAUUGCCCGCGUUACCACCUUGCGGAAGGUGGUUGAGGUCACUGAGCAAGCAGAGCUAAGGCUUCUCGUGGACGAGCAGGUGUGCCGCUAUGGACUACCUCCAUCGGUAUGUAUGCGGCAAAACCGCAACAGAACCGACAUUCCGGUAGCUCGCCUGGUCCAUGAUCAUCCGGAAGGCAGACCGAGGACCAGCAGGCGCAGCCGCCCGCGCGACGUCUUUGAGCUAGCGGCCGAAGCGAUGACUUUGAUAGACCCGGAAACUAACACAGUCGUGCGACCAGAUGAAUUUCCGUGGAAUACGAAGCGUGGCACCGGCGCUGGGGAGUGCUUUCACGGUGUUGUGCAACCGCGACUGCAGAUGGUGACGAAGUAUUUCCCGGUGCCGACUGCCCAGGAGCUGGAGAGGUUGAACGCUUUGUGCGACAUGAAAAUCCCGACUGCAGUGAAACAGCUCGAGGAAAUCCCGGAAGCCUUCGGACUGAUACAAGGACCAGUUCCUUUUUUGCAGUCUGCUUGGGGGGACACAUGCAAACUUCUGCACGCGCGCUACGUAACUGAGCUCUGGAUAGAUUUGGAGCAAGCGCUGGCGAUUUACGGGCCGCGCGACGGAUGGCGGGUAGCUGAAGAAAAGGAAAAUGAAGAAAAAGAAGAAGAAGAACAAGCGGACUAAAGGCUACAUACUCAUACAUCAUGACUCGACAGGGUAAUCUUAUUUUGAUGUUGAGUAAUUCUCACAAAACUGUCGAAACUCACCUUUGAACAUGUACAUGGAAAUCACAAGCUACGAAUAAUCUUGAUUCUCACGCGUCUAACAUAAGGUAAAAGUCAAAUUUGAAUUUCGCAGGGAAGGACAAGGAACGUUGGUCAGAUUUUGCAACGUGAAUGAUGAUAGAUGAUUUUGAGUUACUCGCUCACCUAAAGAAGCAGACGUGUUGAUGUAUCUAGAUCUACGACAAU
Amoebophrya sp. A120 is the source of this 1690-nucleotide messenger RNA. Lineage: Eukaryota; Dinophyceae; Syndiniales; Amoebophryaceae. The record is from the annotation of a GenBank genome assembly.